Molecule: messenger RNA, 2810 nt
Organism: Dromaius novaehollandiae (emu)
Lineage: Eukaryota; Metazoa; Chordata; Aves; Casuariiformes; Dromaiidae
Gene: POU3F4
Product: POU class 3 homeobox 4
Exons: 1
Coding region: 54-1136 (360 amino acids)
Biological process (GO): brain development; regulation of transcription by RNA polymerase II
Cellular component (GO): nucleus
Molecular function (GO): DNA-binding transcription factor activity, RNA polymerase II-specific; RNA polymerase II cis-regulatory region sequence-specific DNA binding
Source: RefSeq, a predicted model, not a curated record
GGCUGAAGCGGCGCCGCCGCCGCAGUAUAACUCGUAGGGGCUCCUCGCCGGCCAUGGCCACAGCCGCCUCCAACCCCUACAGCAUCCUCGCCUCCAGCUCGCUGGUCCAUGCCGACUCGGCGGGCAUGCAGCAGGGGAGCCCCUUCCGCAACCCCCAGAAACUCCUCCAAAGCGACUACCUGCAGGGCGUGCCCGGCAAUGGGCACCCGCUGGGGCACCACUGGGUGACCAGCCUCAGCGACGGCGGGCCCUGGCCCUCGGCGCUGGCCUCGGCCCCGCUGGAGCAGCCGGACGUCAAGCCGGGCCGCGAGGACCUGCAGCUGGGCGCCAUCAUCCACCACCGCUCGCCCCACGUCUCGCACCACUCGCCCCACGCCAACCACCCCGGCGCCUGGGGGGCCAGCCCGGCCCACAGCGCCUCGCUGGCCUCGGCCGCCCAGCCCCUCAACGUCUACUCGCAGGCCGGCUUCGCCGUGGGCGGCAUGCUGGAGCACGGCGGCCUCACGCCACCGCCCGCCGCCGCCGCCGCCGCCAUGCACCCGGGGCUGCGCGACGGCGCCGAGCACGGCGAGCUGGGCGGCCACCACUGCCAGGACCACUCGGACGAGGAGACGCCGACCUCGGACGAGCUGGAGCAGUUCGCCAAGCAGUUCAAGCAGCGGCGCAUCAAGCUGGGCUUCACCCAGGCCGACGUGGGCUUGGCCCUGGGCACGCUCUACGGCAACGUCUUCUCGCAGACCACCAUCUGCCGCUUCGAGGCCCUGCAGCUCAGCUUCAAGAACAUGUGCAAGCUGAAGCCGCUGCUGAACAAGUGGCUGGAGGAGGCCGACUCCUCCACGGGCAGCCCCACCAGCAUCGACAAGAUCGCCGCCCAGGGCAGGAAGAGGAAGAAGAGGACCUCCAUCGAGGUGAGCGUCAAAGGCGUGCUGGAGACUCACUUUCUCAAAUGCCCCAAGCCCGCCGCCCAGGAGAUCUCCUCGCUGGCAGACAGCCUACAGCUGGAGAAAGAGGUGGUGCGGGUCUGGUUUUGCAACAGAAGGCAAAAAGAGAAAAGAAUGACUCCGCCAGGGGAGCAGCAGCCGCACGAGGUGUACCCGCACAGCGUGAAAACGGACACAGCCUGCCACGACCUCUGACUAGCGGGCCGGACUGCAGCCGCGCGGAUUUGCGGCCGGGGUUUUAACUUAUGUUGAAGGAGGGAACGCGAAAUAACGGGAGACUUCGAGCCGGGGGCUUCCCGCUCACCGUCUGGGCAAUAUUUUUUCUCUCAAACCUUUUCGCUGAUCAAUACGUAUUGUUUACUCGCAGACAAGGUUUGUUUUCGGUCUCCGCUUAGGAAGAAGAAAAAAAAAAAAGAAAACCCACGGGAAAAAAAAACAACAAAAAAAAAGGAAAGACAGAUGUGUGCCUAUGAAUAACCUUCCAGCGCCUUGGUUAUAUCAGCUGUAUUUCAGGUGAAUCUGUUUUACAAUAGACUAGUUUUGCAUUUUUAAAGACUUAUAUAGCGUUUUUAAAUGUCUGAGGUGUUUUACUACAAACUGUACACAAUAUUUGUGACCUAAUUUGUAUCGAAUUGACCAGUCAGACCUUUCUCCCUUCCCCGCGCCCCGGGAAUGUCAGUGAGCGAGGAAGAGGGGGCCGCCCGGGCCUUCCUCCGCGCCGGCCGCCCGCUGCCGGCGGCUGCUCCUCCGCCUUUUCGGGAGCUUCCUAAGGCGGUCGGGUUACAACCCCGACCCCCCUGCGCCCCCCAACAACGACAACUCCCAGGGACAAAUUUUAAAGCGAGCCGAAAUUAAGCAUCGCAAACAAAACCGCGGCACUUGCCGGUGCUUCUCUUUCCGAAGAUGGGUCGCGCUUUUUGCCCAGCGCCAGACUGCGAGGUCUGUAGUAAAACACCUUUGUAAUCCCGCGCUUUGGCUUCGGAAAUCAGUUUCUGUGUUUUGUUUCGGUAGCGAGGAGGAACGAGGGGGCUGAUGCAUUGCGGGGGGGCGGGGGGGGGGACAGAAAACGCCCGCAUUUGGUUCACGCUGAGCUGCUUUCCGCGUCACAGGGAGCUGCCGGGGUCGUUGCAAAGCUUUGCUAAAAACGAGCAGGGAGGGAGAAAAAAAAAAAAAAACCCAACCACCAGGACGAAUAAGUCAAUAAAAUGCGAGCGACAUAACCAUUUUUUGGCAUAGGGAAGCGCUGAGCCGCGGCCGCCCCCUCUCCUCCGCCCGCCCGCCCGCCCGGGGCUGCGCACUUUCCCCUGCGCCGGGGCCCACGGCCCAUGGGUGCGCGCAGCCCCGCGCAGGCAACGCGCAGCCCCGGGCCGGGCCCGGCGCGGCCGAGCCGCCAGGCCCCGCGCCCGCCCCGGCGCUCAGAUUUUCCCUUUCGACAUUUAUAUUUUUCCAGUAUUUUUCAGUAAGCGCUAAAAGAGAAAAAAAAAAAAAAAAAAAACUCGACACUGAGGACCUGCCUAUUUCUGCCAACUUUAUAACUGUACAGUUUUGUAUAUUAAACGUUUUUUGGAAGUUAUUAAUUUAAAGAAAGAUCAUUUAGUUUAUUCAUUUAGUAACUGAUGUAUAAUAAACGCUAUUUUCAUUAAAGGUUGCUUUUUUCAACUAUUUUAUCCAAAAUUGCCUAUUGCAGUUGCCAACAAUUAUUUAUUUUCAAUAAAUUCCGCAUUAUGUUUAAAAAAAAAAACGUUUCAGAAAGAGAAAAAAAACCUAAAUAGGUGUCGGAGAAAAAAAUAACGAAACACCCGAGUCGCUGUAACGUUUGGUUGUCGACGAGUUUUAGUCAAGGGGUUUAUAUUGACGCAAUAUUUUAUU